UCGAUCCCACGUGCUGGAGGGAAGUGUUUCUCCAGUCUGUGAGGGUUUAAGUGCAGUUCUUCUCCCUGGUGAAGCUGAAACCAACAUCUACUUUCUGAGCAUCGGGGAAUGAAGUAUUUUUGAAGCUUAUUUUUAUCAGGAAACAAGAACUCUGAAAUCAUGGCGGGGAAACCCAAGCUGCACUACACCAAGGGAAGGGGGAAGAUGGAGUCAAUCCGAUGGCUGUUAGCAGCAGCUGGGGUUGAGUUUGAGGAAGAAUUCAUAGAGAAAAAAGAAGACUUAGAAAAAUUGCUCAAUGAUGGAGUCCUGCUGUUUCAGCAGGUGCCCAUGGUGGAGAUGGAUGGGAUGAGGAUGGUGCAGACCAGAGCCAUCCUCAGCUACAUUGCAGCAAAGUACAACCUCUAUGGGAAGGACCUCAAGGAGAGAGCUUGGAUUGAUAUGUACGUGGAGGGAACUACAGACCUAAUGGGAAUGAUCAUGUAUCUCCCUUUUCAACCAGCUGAUACAAAAGAAAAGAAUCUUGCCUUAAUCAUUGAACGAGCUACAACCAGGUAUUUCCCUGUUUAUGAAAAGGCCUUAAAAGAUCAUGGACAGGAUUAUCUUGUUGGCAACAAAUUAAGCUGGGCAGAUAUCCAUCUGCUGGAAGCCAUUUUAAUGGUAGAAGAGUGUAAGCCUGAUGCACUGUCUGCAUUCCCUCUGCUGCAGGCUUUUAAAGGAAGAAUCAGCAACAUUCCAACAAUCAAAAAGUUCUUACAGCCUGGCAGCCAGAGGAAGCCACCAACAGAUGAGAAGUCUGUUGCUGUUAUCAGGAAAAUAUUCAAUAUCUAAUCUGAUGAAGAUAACCCAACUGUAGUAUAUUACCAGAACUUGCUUUGUAAGAGUAAAUUGCAUAGCUGUGCUCUGUAACUUGCAUCAUAUGGCCAGUGUUGAAACAAUACACUGUUAAAUGAGAGUAAAAGGCUAAUUUGUACCUGUUGAGUCCAGAAAGAAGAAUUUCACGAAGCAGUUAUAUUAAAUAAAAUAUGCUGACA
Messenger RNA from Onychostruthus taczanowskii (white-rumped snowfinch), 1031 nucleotides. Its product is annotated as glutathione S-transferase. The transcript has 7 exons. Lineage: Eukaryota; Metazoa; Chordata; Aves; Passeriformes; Passeridae. Gene Ontology annotation, biological process: glutathione metabolic process; xenobiotic metabolic process. Bases 160 to 828 code for a protein of 222 amino acids. The record is from RefSeq and is a predicted model, not a curated record. Gene Ontology annotation, molecular function: glutathione transferase activity.